Suncus etruscus (white-toothed pygmy shrew) is the source of this 444-nucleotide messenger RNA. RefSeq names its product proteasome assembly chaperone 4 (gene PSMG4). Gene Ontology annotation, biological process: proteasome assembly. The record is from RefSeq and is a predicted model, not a curated record. The transcript is spliced from 3 exons. Lineage: Eukaryota; Metazoa; Chordata; Mammalia; Eulipotyphla; Soricidae. The coding region runs from base 5 to 364 and encodes 119 amino acids.
CGGCAUGGACGGCGAGGCGGCGCCCGUGUCGCUGCACAACUUCAGCGCGCGGCUGUGGGAGCGGCCGGUGCACUUCCACGUCAUGCGGCUCACCGGCUCGCUCUUCCUCUGGGUGGGCGCCGCGCCGCAGCUGCGCAACCUCGCCGUGGCCGUGUGCAGCCGCUACGACUCCAUCCCGGUGGCCACCUCACUCUUUGGAGACGCUUCUGACACAGCCUCGGCGAGCCUGGCACAGCGCUUAGCCAGGAAGACCAGCAAGCAGGUGUUCGUCAGCUACAACCUCCCGAACACCGACAGCAACUUUGCCCUGCUCGUGGAGGGCAGGAUCAAGGAGGAGAUGGAGGCCUUCCCCGGAAAGUUCUAGCUCGGAGCCUCCCUGCCAGGCUUCAGAACAGGUGCCCGUCUGUGCCCGAUGCUGCUAAAUAAACGCUUUCCCUCUGGUCA